Messenger RNA from Orussus abietinus, 7282 nucleotides. RefSeq lists its product as uncharacterized. Gene Ontology annotation, biological process: termination of RNA polymerase II transcription. Gene Ontology annotation, cellular component: cytoplasm; mRNA cleavage factor complex. The transcript has 16 exons. The record is from RefSeq and is a predicted model, not a curated record. Gene Ontology annotation, molecular function: RNA polymerase II complex binding; mRNA binding. Lineage: Eukaryota; Metazoa; Arthropoda; Insecta; Hymenoptera; Orussidae. Bases 339 to 6077 code for a protein of 1912 amino acids.
GAUCUAGGACCGAAGCACCCAGUCUCUUGGAUACCCCCCACCACACCCUUCGUGCGAUCCGAUUGGUCGGCCUCGAAAAUAAACCGCCGUUAUUUCGUGUCCAAUCGAGAGCCCGUCUCCUCUCCCUAUUCCCGUUACGUGCUACAAGGGCAUGGAAGCCAUUUUAUGUGAACAACUCGUUUCGCGUAAGCAGUAGUGCGUGUGCAAUUUUGUGAAGAAUUGGCGGUCGUGUGCAUCGUGAGAUGUUCCUUUCCUUCAGGAUGAUUCGAUUAGUGUAAAGUUGCAGAGGCAUCGACUUGGAGGUAUCCUGCUGUUAUUUCUACCAACAACAAAUAAACAUGACGUCUGCAAAAUCAAAAGAAAUAGCAGAUGAGUACAUCUCGUCGCUAUCGGAUCUGACGAUUAACAGUAAACCGCUGAUAAACAUGCUUACCAUGUUGGCCGAGGACAACGUUGAACAUGCUCCUGCAAUUGUUCAAGCCGUCGAGUCGCACCUGCAAAAGGUGAGAAGCGACAUCAAGCUACCAGUUCUUUACCUCAUUGACUCGAUCGUCAAAAACGUCAAUGGAGCCUAUCUUAAUCUCUUCACCCAAAACAUUGUCAAUACGUUUUGUGGUGUCUUUGAAAAGGUAGAUGAGAAUACGAGGGCUAGUAUGUGGAAGUUGCGGCAGACAUGGAACGACGUUUUCCCUGCGAAGAAGCUGUAUUCUCUAGAUGUUCGAGUACAGUGCAUUGACCCUGCGUGGCCUAUCACUGCUUCCCCUACAGCAAUUUCCUCGGGCUCCAUUCACGUUAAUCCCCGAUUUUUAUCAAUGCCUCAACCUUCAACGACAUCCAUCGUACAACCGAUCGUUCAACCGAUCGUACAGCCGAUCGUACAACCGAUCGUACCUGCUGUUAAAAUACCACCCGGCGACCCCGUGUCGACGACUGAGGCGGCUAUGAGGGAACAGCUUCUGAAGAAACAACGGGAACUGUUGGAACUGCAGAAGAAAAAAAUCGAAUUAGAGCUGAUGCAGGCGAAGGCUAGUCUGGAGCAACAACAAAGGCAAUUAGACAAACAGACUGGACAUUUGAAGCCUGAUCUGCCCGUGACCACGGCACAGGUUGUUCCAACAACGGAAACAACUACUCAAGCGAAACCUGUCGCACCUGUUGUGCCUAGCCAAGCCACGAAGCAGGUCACUAAACAGUUCCCAGCAGCGACCGCCUCGUUCAUGAAAAACGCAGGGACCAGCAAUGGUCCGCGAAUCGCUCCGGCUAGUAGUAUAGCGGUGGCAUCGGCUAAGCCCGUGUCUCGUGAUCCACGAUUGAAGUCAACAGCUCCAGCGAUAGAGCCAGCGGUCGCUCACACGGAUCCUCGGCUACGUCAGGCCACGACCGGACAAAAGGAUUCCCGGCCGGACGGCCAAACGCAACCAGCUCCAGACACAAACACUGUACUUUCAGACCAAUUAAAACAGCAGUUAAUAUCGAAACAGGCUGUGACUAGCACUAUCGACAAGCCUUCGUCAAAUCUCGCCAGCUCCGAUACCUCGACGACAAGCGCUAGUAGUAACGGUAACAAUGCGAAUCUCCUGACCAACAGCAGUAGCGCGAACAAUAGUAAGAGUUUGAGCGGUAGCGCGAGUAAGGAACCCGCCUUGCAUCGAACGAGCCAAAAGAAGGACUCUAGGUCGACUAGCGGUAGUAGCGCCAAUCCGACCGGUAGUAGUUCGAAAGCCGGGCAAAACGAGUCGACCGGGAGCAACAGCUCGUCGGCGCUCUCGGGAAGCAACCGAGGAGGUGGAGGAAACGAGACCAAGUCGAAAGACUCGAAAAGCUCGAACUCUAGGAGCUCUUCGACCGGCGACAAGUCUUCUUCCACUUCCUCCAAGUUCUCGCAUAGGAAGGUAGGAAACAAAUCGCGAUCGAAGCAGCCUCUGACCUCGCCGAGUAAGGUGGCCAAAGUCGACAGAAACGGCAGUCCGGUUAGGUCGAAAUCACGCGAGAAAGACAGUGGUGACCGAGACGUUUCACCCUCCCGCACCUCUCCCCAGUCCCAACUCUCCAAGAACCGAAAGAAGAACUCCAAGUCUAGGAAGCGCAGUUUAAGCCCCCCGUACAGAAUCCCCAGACGAAACGACACCAAGUCUAGCCUCGGUAUCAACUCCGGAGGAGUUACCGAGGAGGAGCAGUCAGGUUCGUUGAUAGUGUCCCCUCCUCAUCCGCCUGCGUUCAAGGAGAUCAGACCUAACGCAAGGCAGAGGAACUACGUCAGGCGGAAUAAGGACGGCAGUCUCAGUCCGGAACACUCCGCGCCUUCCACUGGCAGUGCUCAGAGUGUAUCCGAGGCCAUUUUGGAGUCAGCCAGCAAGGACGAAGAUCUCAGGGCGGCUCUGCCUCUUCCCAGCGCGCCGACGACCGUCAGCUUGUCUGAGAAAAAAGAGGAUUUAGACUUACGGGUUUUACCAGCUGUUAGCAGCAGCAAAAGGCAAAGUACCGAGCACAUUGAACCUCCUGUUGUCAAGAAAUCUAAGGCUGAAAAAUUCGACGCCCUUUUUGGGAACGAGGACGUCGACUUGCGAACUUUGACUCAUCCAAAAGCUGGUCGUCCACCUACACCGCCUCCACCUGUUAUAUCCGGUGAAGACAACAAAGAUGGCUGGGCCAAGCUGAAAACUCCUUCUAAAAGUGACAAAGAGAAACAAGCAGGCAAUGGGGAUGAGAAACGGGAGAGAGACCGAAAUAGAGAUCGACUUGGCAGACCUAGACUAUACAGCAAAUUGCCGGAUGAUCCAAAGGAGCGUCGAAGGACAUUGUCUAAUGAUGAUCAAGAGCCACGUUUGGGUCGCCGCGGGAGAGAAGCCGACAAGCCUGAAAGAAAUGCUGACAGAAAUAUCGAAAUAAUCAUGAAACAAGCCGCUGAGCAAUUAAAUCAAGGAUCGAUCACAAAAACGCAAUACAACACCCUCAUACAAGAGGUCUUGCACAUGAGCGAAGACCAGAAAUUGAGAGCUGCUCAACGAAAGGAAAAGGAGGCAGGCUCUAUCGUGUGGGAGAAGGGAGUAAAACUCGACGUAAAUAUAGUGGACAGAUCGUCGUUCAGUCCAUCCGAAGAAAGUGAAAUGCAUAGAACCAAAGAUCACCCUAUGAGGGGGCAGAACCCUCCUAGGUGGCAGAACCAACCUUGGCAACAACCUGGCCCGUGGGCCCAUCCACCUGGCCCUCCUUUUGCAGGGUCACAAGGUCACUUCAAUUCUGAUUACAGGCAUAUUGGACCUUGGCAGAACCAAAGGCACUUUGGCCCAAUGAGAAGCGAGUAUAACCAAUAUCAUGGAGGUUUCAACCCGAGUCUAGGUCCUGGUCCAAGAAUGGGACCAGGAUUAAUGGGGUCCAUUGGUCCUAACGGGCCAAUCAUGCCCAAUAUCAUGGGAAAUGGCCCCAUCGGUCCAAUUGGCAUGGCUAAUCCUUCUAUGCCCAUGUCAGGGAUUAAUGGACCGCAAAUGCUAGGCAAUGGGCCGAUGUCAUCUGGACCCAUUUCGGGUAUCAUGAAUCCUAAUCUGGGCCCACCGGGGCGAAACAGGUCACCGUCCAGUGGGAAUUCCAAGUUUGAUGUCGAAGGAGGAGUCAGUUACGAGGGAGCGUUUAUUAGAGCUGGACCUCACAGUAGGGAAUUGUCUCUUCCCGAUCCUAAACUGUUGGAGGAUAUCGCUAAUGAUACCAUGAAAUCGAUCAACAUCGACAGUAUUCCCAGGGAAAUAAGAUAUUACGGCCAAACCGGUAUCGUUUUUAUGAAUUGGGACGAUCCUAGGGAGAUUGGAUUCCAGGACGGUAUAAGAAGAAUUCUGAUCGACGACAAAGAUACCAUUGUUUGCGCCUUUAACGAUCCUUACAAAGAGUUCAUAUAUGACGACGAAGUUCAUAGAAUUAGACUGGGAGCUCCCACGAGGGAACUUUACGUUGAUGAUCGUUGGUACGAGUGUUACUUUGGCGGUCCUCCGAUAAUGGUUGACCUUGGAAAGAAAAAAGUUAGCUUUAAACUUGAAGGUCCGCCUCCACAAGUCAAAAUCGGGACUGUUAAGAGGACCGACCUAGUCGUUGGGAAAAUCAAUCUUAUCAUUAAUGCAAGAAACAUGGUUCCUGUAUUCCUUGAUGCGAAACCACAAAUAUUUGAAAUCGAGGGCAAACCGCAUACUCUAGAAUUCACCGAUGCCCUGCAAACCGUCCUAUUGAAUGGUCGUCCAUUUGAUGUAGAAUUUGGAGGCCUUCCUAAGCCUAUAAUUGUCAGAGACAAGAAGCAUUUUAUUAGAUUUACCGUGCUACCAAGAGGAGUACGCGCAGGUUAUGUUAAAAUAACCGGAAUGCGAGGAGAAGGUCCUAUUGAACCUCCUCCAAGUCCUCCAAUCCUAUCCAAUAAAUCAAAGCCGGAAUCGAUUACAACUCCUAUUAUGCAUCAGCCAAUGGAGCAUGACUCUGCAUCGCAAGAUGGAUCAGACCUUAAUUCCACUCCCAAACCAGAUUUGCAGCUGGAUGUACUCUCCUCGGCACUGCCCUCUGCCAUGGCGCCUGCAUCUGGACUUUCGUACCAAGCUGAACCAAUCGACAGUGCAGCUGCACCUGCACCUACUUUAUCCUUACCUCUGAACAUGACUGAAUUGUUCCAGAGAUUGGUCGAAACUGGUAUUGUGCCAAACAUAGUUGAGCAAAAGAAGCCAGAGGAAGAAGAAAAGAAGAAGCCAGAAAUCAUACCAGUAUCCUUCGACAAGCCUGAAACUUUGAAAGUAAAGCAACCAGCUAUCGCAGCAGUUUUAUACAGCGGCAUGCAAUGUAGCUCAUGUGGAGCGCGAUUUGCACCCGAAUUGGCAACCAGAUAUAGCCAUCAUUUGGAUUGGCACUUCAGACAAAAUAGACGCGAAAGAGAUUCAGCCAGAAAAGCUCAUUCUCGGCCUUGGUACUAUGACGUUAGCGACUGGAUACAAUUCGAAGAAAUUGAAGAUCUAGAAGAUAGAGCUCAAAGUUGGUUCGAGACGGAAAAACAGACUGCGGAAACUGAAGGAACUACAAUGGAAGAUACACCGCAAGAAACUGUUCAACAUUCCGUACCUACGGGAUCGGAUGAAGAUUCGCGAUGUCAAGUUUGUCACGAUGCCUUUGAACAAUUCUAUAACGAAGAGAAGGAGGAGUGGCAUCUACGGGCUGCAGUCACAUUCGAGGAGAAGAACUUCCACCCGCUCUGCCUUGAAGAUCACAAGCGGGCAUUGGAGAAAUCCGCACUGGCGAUCGAGGAAUCGAUGAUCGAACCCGAAGAGGAAAAGAAAGAGAACGGCGACGAAGCGAAAGCCGAUAGCACGGAAAUCAAAAAUGACGAAACUGUCGCGGAAGGAUGCGAAAUUGAGACUGCUACCGAUGCAAAAACUACCGAGGAGGUGACGGAAGACUCAACAAAUACAAAUGUUGAAGAAGAAGCCGAAAACUCGACAGUCUCGGAGAGUAAAGAAAAGGAAGACACUCCCGAAGAGGAGAGUACAACGGGAGAGUGUCCGGUCGACGAAGGUGUAAUCUUGGAGACAUUAAACAACUUGAACGAAGAAAUAGGUAAAGCUAACGAAGGAAAGGCAGAAGGCGAAGAAGAAGCCCCUUCGUUUACGGAUAUUAAGAUCAAAGAGGAACCGGUAGACGAGGAACACGUAGACGAGGAUGAGCAAUUUUUAUUCGCUAAUGUGGAAGUGAAAGAGGAGCCUCUUGACCCCGAACCUGAUCCAGAAGAAAGCAUCGUGACCGAGCCAUCCUCAAUCGACACGACACACGUGGCAGUUAAAAGCUCCAUCGACGGCAACGUUGAGUUGGAAUCGGCAGCGCCAACUAUCCCAACGGCGGCUUCUCGAAUUAAAAUAAACAUCACGAAGCCAUUGACGAUUAACAAGGAACCCGAGGAACCAAAGGAAAAACCCCAGCCUGCGGAAAUCCCCGAGGAAGAAUUCAUGGAGCCGCUGAAACCGGCUUCGAUUAAACCUGCUUUACAAGGCAGGAAACUGUCCACGUUGCCGCCGGUGGAGAAGGGACACGAGCUAUCCGGGCUGUGUUCCAUCAUGUAAAUAUUCCCAGCCUGCGGUCGCGACACACCAAUUGUGAGACUAUACGCGACCGUUACGACGAGCUAACGAGUCACGAGAACCUCUAGCCUGUAACUUUAGAAUUUAAAUUUAGAACUAAACCGUAGUUCCGCGCGAACACGUCAGUUUCUGUACAACUGGUACGACAUGACGUGAAAAAUCAUUACGGGGGCGAACCCGAGAUAUGGUUCCCGGGCGAGGAAACCGUACGGGAGUUAUUAAAUUCCUGAAAUUUAAUUUCAUUCAAUUGUAACCUUCAAAGCGCGUGAGAGCUUUCGACGCGUCGUGAAUGUCGCACCUAAGCUCGGAUAUAUUUAUAUCAUGAUAGAGAUAUUACUUCGCGGAAUUCUUUAAAUUAUUUCCUUCGGCACAUCACGUCGUACGAGUUAUUUGACUCCUUGUAUAGUGUGUAAAUGAUCCGUGUGCGUAUACACGACCGAUCGAGAAAGACCCGAACUUACGUCUGUACAUAUUUAAAGUAACGAUAAGUUAGCUUUGAAACGUCAACUAGCAUUCCUCAAAGUAUUGCGUGCAAGCGGAUUUCGUGGAUGUCGGGUUGGCAUUCACGGGGACGAUACGACCUGCACAAGACUUAAAUAGAAAGAUUUCGUACCGUUUGUACUUUUUAAAAAAGGUGAGAAACCGUACGGAGGUACCUUUGGAACGUUUUUUCUUUUUUUUUUUUCUACAGAUGCGAUACUUGUUUAGAUUCCACGCGAAGUAUCAACUGAGAAUACCUGAAGAAUAAUACGCAUGAAUCAAGAACUUAUCGUACUCGCGGAGCAGCAUUGCCACCUUGUUCAGUUGUUAAAUCUGUACAAAAUGUGUGAUAUAUGGUUAUCCAUUAUACUGUACAUAAUUCUAUCAUACUAUCUAUGAUAAUGCGAUCGCGAAGAUAAUGAUUAAGCGUAAGAAUUACUACUAGAGAAACAUUAUUUUGUUGUAUAAAAAGAUAUUUGUUGAUCACUCGGGGGUUUGACUUUUUGGUUACUUAUCUAUCACCCUAUAUAUUCUCUAACCUUUCUGAUAACAUCCUUUACGAUAGUCAAAGCUGCUGAGGGAACGAAUGUUUUGAUUUUAAGGAAACGAAGAUAUUGACUUUCGAACGAAGGCUACCAGAACUUUGGCUACCGAACUUUGAUUCAACUUAGUUUUUCGUCUUAACAUUCAAUAAAUGAAUCAUUAAA